Molecule: messenger RNA, 3070 nt
Organism: Aphanomyces astaci
Lineage: Eukaryota; Oomycota; Saprolegniomycetes; Saprolegniales; Verrucalvaceae
Exons: 3
Coding region: 22-1938 (638 amino acids)
Source: RefSeq, a predicted model, not a curated record
CGAUUUUCAACAACCACAGCGAUGGGGAUUGCUAUCAUAGAGGAAGCCGGCGACGAUCCGAAGCUGGCGCAGUGCCUCGCGAUCCUUGCAGGCAAGUCAGAUGAACACAAGUUCGCAGGUCUCUUGAUGGUCACGAAGCAUCUUCAGACCGAGGAUGAGUCGGCACUGCAGCGCAUUCGGAAGGCGGUCAUGGAUACCGCAGGCAUAUCGUUCUUUGUGAGGUUGCUCCAUACGCAAGGCGGUGGCGAUGGGGAUAAUGCUGCCGCUGAUGGGGAUGGAGAUAUCUCCCCUUUUCAAGCAUUGGCCCUCAAUUUGAUCUCAAGCUUUUGUCAAGACAUAUCAUUGGCGCGUGAAUUCGCCACGACGGCCGUUGUCUCUGUGGUGCUCGACGUCCUUCCUACAGCCGUAUCUACCACCAACACAGUCGUUCUGCAAGAUUGCGUCCAAAUCAUCCAUGGACUGUUGUCAUUCGACGUUCUGACAACACAUUCAACAUGGAAAGACAUCGUUGUGCGGGAGAUUCAUCGCUGCAGCGUGUCGACUCCCGUCCAAAACACAUCACUCACCGUGCUGCUCUCAUUACUACAAGCUUCUCCCACCGUCUCAGACAACGAGCUGGCCAUCCUGUGCGACUCCUUUGCAGCCAUUUCCACACCUUCGAGUGCCAAAUCCGUCUUACAGGACUUCUUUCUCGGCACAUUGGGCUCGUACGAUCGUACCCUUGUCCAUUCCAACGUCAAGUCCCUUGCUCGCGGUCUCUUUGGCGCAUGGCCGUCGCAUGUCCACGACGAUGUCACGCGGCGCGACUCAUCGCUGCAGCUAUUGGCGCUGUUGUUGUCCUCGUGUGGCAGCAGUGCCUGGCUAUUUCAAAGUGACCAGCCUUGGGUCCACAUCGCUCUCCAACUAGCCGCCAUCGAAGCGAAGCUUCUAUUGGACGACGCCGAGAGCGUUUUGAUCGAUCACGUGGUGACCCCAACUCCCGUCGCCGCUGACGACAUCGUGUUGAAGCGCGUAUGCCGCCUCCUUCCAGCGUCGUACGGUAUUCUCGAGGCCGUCCUGGGCGGUCUCAUGGUGGACGCCAACACCGCUGCGCUGUCGCACACGACGCUGCUGCAGCUCAAAGACAGCCUUGGCCAAGUGUUCACGGUCGUGAUCGAGUUUCUCACGACAUGUCGGGAUGCCCUGGCCAGUUCCAACUUGACUUUUCCCAGGAACGAUCUCGACCCGAUUGUCGUUGCCACUAUCCGCGUGCUGGGCGCUUGGAUGGCAGAAGAAACGGACCUCUUGGCCGACCAACUGGUCGAGUUGGUUCCAUUCCUCGUCACGUUCACUCCGACCUCCCUUCCCCCCAUCCCGUCCACCGACGAGCAGCCGUGGGACUCGGACGACGAGGCCGACGACCUGUCUACGGCUCCAGACCCGACGGAUGUGGUGCCAUUUUUGCUGCCAGGAUUGCUCCAGCUAACCGCCUUGAACGCCGGGGCGGCAGCCGUGGCCACCAACGACGCCGUGCUGCAGCGGAUCAUGCAAUUCACUGGGGUGGUGUGUAACCGGAUGAUCGCGGCUGGCAACGAAGGUGUUGGCUCGCUCACCAUGUGUAUGGGCAUUUACCUCAACGUCUUGUUGUUGGCGUCCCCGACUCCUGCGAGCCGUCGGUUGUUGGUCAAAGCCCUACCAGUGUGGCAAUCGCUAGCUGUGCUCACGUGGCGCCACGUCAUAGCGUUGGACCCCGACAUGGACGACCAGAACGACCACCCGUCCGACAUGUACCUGCUGCUAUUGCACAUUGCGAUCGUGGUUGCCCUGGUCCAGCCAUCGGCGAUGACAUCAACGACCCAACUGGCGGCGUGCACCAAAUGGAUUCAACAGCACGCCCCCUCGAUGGCAUGUGAAGAUGCAUACGAUUUGCACAUGUUGGCAUUGCGAGUACUGAAGUAAACAACAAGCUCAAGUGGGAAAGCUACCUAGUAUGCUGGAUAAAUUAAUAAUCGAGACUAUGUGGGAAGAGAGAGCGCAGUGGAGUGGAAUGAGCAAAGCAUGAUGGAACCGAACGACCGCUAGACGGACGACGCAAUGAUCUCUGGCGGCGGCGACGUGGCCAGCCGCGCCCGUUUGUGGUUGUUGCUGCUGUUGGCAACUUCGCGACAUCGGCGCCGAGUCAGCGGUGGCGCCGGAGUCUGUUGCAUGAGCGGUACCUGCGCAAGAUGACUACGGUGGUGCCUAGUCGACAGGCGUGGCGUGGGCAAACAAUCAUGUAAUGGGCUGUCCAACGAGUCGUAUGAGUCGAGGUCGCCCACAUGUCCUUGCUGGAGGAUGCGCGCGUUCAUGACAGGCGGCAUCAUCGUGGAAAGUCCGCUGCAGUAAGCCGCGGUGGUCGUAGUCGCGGACGAAGACGUGAGAGUCGAAUUGGAUGUUGUGGGCGGGUUACGCCGAACACGUGCGUUUACGACAGCUCGAAUAACUUGGUUGCUAGCGGGAAGUUCCAGCAGUUGGGCGGUGGGCAUGUUUGCCUGAGACUGCUGAAGGAUGAUGGUUGUGUUGAUCGCGUACACGCUGUAAUUGCUAAAUGCGUCGGUGGGCAAUUGGUGCCGACAUGUGGGGCACGUGCUGUGCAGCUUCAACCACGGGUCGAUGCACGACAGGUGAAACUUGUGGCGGCACCCUGGCAGUUCCACGCAGUCGUUGUCAAAGCUGUCCAUGCACACGACACACGCGUCGCCAUUGGUGACUGGCACCACGCUGUCCUUGAGCGCAUCAACGCAUGCCGCAGACGCAGGCGAGACACUGUUCAAUUGGGGCAUGAUGUAUCGGAUGAUGCUUUGCACCCACCGCGGGCUCUUGAAUAGCCGCAGCGCAUCCUUGAUGUGUGAGUUGGGUGGCGCUGCAUACCGCACGUUCACUCGAAUAGCCAAGUCCAUCUAUGCUGCUGCUCUUCGUCUGCCUCCUGGUUUCCUCAACACAGCGCUCCCGACGCGGCAAAAUGGGAAAUGCCAUUUGACGUCGUCCGUUUUUGCUGUGCGGGCGACGGUGUGGGGGUUCGUUUUUUAACUUCCGCCAUGUUCAUUAUUCU